Molecule: messenger RNA, 1479 nt
Organism: Carica papaya (papaya)
Lineage: Eukaryota; Viridiplantae; Streptophyta; Magnoliopsida; Brassicales; Caricaceae
Source: RefSeq, a predicted model, not a curated record
AUUUAAGAAAAAUGUGCCACGUAGGACGCCCAGUCAGCAGUCCCGACGAACCGAAUCGCGCCGCGUGGUAAGGCACACUAAUGCGGUGCCGCGCGGGAGGUCACGCUGGCGAUCCACGUGCCUACAAUCGGACGGUUUAGAUUUGUUCCUGCGCGCGUGGACGGUCCGAAUCCAUUCCCUUCUCAGACACGAUCGGACGGUUGCGAUUAAACGCGAUGAACAGCUUAGAUUCGUUCUAUUUUUAAACACGAUCGUUCGUUUCAAAUCAAAUCGCGAUGAACGGUUUAGAUUCACUUCUUAUUUAAACGCGAUUGGACAGUCGAGAUCAAACGCGAUGGAUAACUCAGAUUAAAUGGAGACAGAUAUAAGUAUCUCAUUUCACACCAAACUCUAACUCUAGUUGCCAGCCUCCCCUCCCCCAAGAGAAGAAGAACCAAUUGCCGGGAAGGGAGCCAACCACUACCUGUCGCCGUGCCGGAGCCACCUCCGACCGCCAAAAGAGGUUAACUGAAAUAAAACACCCAAUCGCGAAGGUGAGCCGGCGGAGCUGCCGCACCGGAAAACUCUGCCGCCGGGAUGGCUGAAAUCGGCAGAAACUGCCUAAAAAACGGCCAAUCUGAGGCAAACCGCUGCUUCUUGUGGCAGUGUUGUCGCUGGAGCAUGGCGGUCCCACUAUGCUGGAAUUCUGAAAUUGGCUAAAAAGGGUUUCUAACCCCAGUUUUGGGUUUUGAGGGUAUUUGUAGGUACUUGAAGCGUGUUUUAAUCCCUGAAAGAAAAUUCAGGGAAUCAAGGGACCACUAGUAGACGCAGUUGAAAGUUUUGCAUUUUGGACAUCGAUUCGGUGUCCUUUAUUUCCAAAGGAUUUGUCAGGAUGAGUGGGGUAUCCAUGCAAAAUAUCUCCUCCUCCUUGGCUUUGCACGGUUCACAGGCAAACCAGGGUUCUGGAGUCACGUCAACUGGCCCAGAAACAAAGCCAAAGAAGAAAAUCUGCUGUGCUUGUCCUGAUACCAAGAAACUGAGAGAUGAAUGCAUUGUGCAACAUGGUGAAGAAGCUUGUGCAAAAUGGAUUGAAGCUCAUCGUAAGUGCCUUCGUGCAGAGGGCUUUAAUGUUUGACAUUGGUAAGACAGAAUAAAGUUAACAAAAGAAACCGGUUUGGAGUACUUACUUUCAAUUUGGGGACUACACAUGCCGAUAUGAUAAAUUACAACUUUAGGCAAUAAAGCAAUGUUGUCGUUGCUUGGCCCAUUUAUAGAAACAAUUUGAUACAUUCUUUUAUGGGCCAAAAUAUGGUGAUAAGUUUAAAAUACUUCGUUACAUUGUUGUCUAUGUUUGCUUGUCUACUCUCCACAAGAUUACUUGAUCUUGACAUUUCUGUGGGAAAAUUUGCUAUGAAAAAAUUUAUGCGGGAAAUUUUUAUAUGAAAUCAAGACAGUAAACACUGUGGGAAGGCAAUAUAGAUAGUAGUAAAUUGGAAGCUA